AUGUCUGACGACGAGAGUAGAGAUGCUGAACCAACAACUGAGGAACAGGAGGAAAUUGCGCAGUUUUUAAAUGUGGACAACUUUUUGGAAGAAGUGGUAGGAUCACAUGGUCUAUGGCAAUGGCUUGUCGCAUUGUUUCUCAUGUUGACCACACCUUCUCCGUCCACGUUCCCCGUGUACGCGAAUUCGGUCGGACAAUAUCGAUGUCGAAUGGAAUCAACCGUGGAAGAUUAUAUUGUAACACAUAAUCUGCAAUUCACACAAGUGGCUGAACGCAUCGGACCUUGGUCAACCGUGUCCGGUACAAACAACUUGACUGGUAGUGCUACCUACGGUUGUUCCAGAUAUCAGCUGAACUGGACGAGUGCGAAUCUGGACCAAGUGUUCAAUCUGUCCGUACAAACCACACACCCCACUGCCACCACAGUGGAAAAGUGUCCAUAUGGUUAUGUCUAUGAAACAAAUGCAGACCACUAUCCGGGCAAUGUCGUUCAAGAAUUUAACGUUAUCUGUGACCAACGAUCUCUACAAUCGUUUGGCACUUCGAUGUACAUGGUCGGAAUGUUGCUUGGUUUCCUGCUCGGCGGCUGGUGUGGAGAUCGUUUCGGACGUUGCAUAACAUUGACCGCAUUCAGCUGCGUCGAACUAUUGGGCACGAUAGUGGUUUCAUUGGCACCGAAUUAUGCGGUUUACAUCAUAUUCCGCACCGUGAUCGGCAUUGGAAAUACAGUCAAAGUGUCCGUGGGCAAUGUGUUAGUCUACGAAAUUACUGUGGCCCGUUAUCGAUCACUUUACGGUUCGAUAUUGGCCUUAGGUUUGGAUUUUGUGUUCCGAGCCUAUAUGGCCUUGUGCGCUUACCUCAUACCGCAAUGGCGUGCGCUGAAUGCUGCGGUGAUGUGUACCGGAGCGUUGGGUUUGCUCUACCCACUUAUUGUGCCCGAAUCCCCUCGAUGGUUGAUCUCACGUAAACAGCUGAGAAAAGCGAUCAAACAAAUGCACCGAGGCUGUCAAAUUAAUCAGAGACGCAAAGUGGUUCGUGAUGAGCAGUACUUUGAUGAACUUUUGGAAAAAGCCACUCGUCUGGAGGAACGAAUGAAACCGAUGCGGGAAAACUUUGUCGUGACCCAUCCGGCCGACUUGGUGCUUACUAUCUGUUCCAAUAUCGGAUUGGUUCUCGUCACCACAUCCGUGUGCAUGAUCUAUGUCUAUGUGGCCGAACUCUACCCGUCCGAGAUUCGCAGUUACGCAUUUGGGGUGGUGUUUGCCAUCUCUCGGAUUGGCUCCAUCAUUUGUCCUUUUAUAAACGAUUUGGACGAGAGUUUAAGUCACGGAUCCCCAAUGGUCAUCUAUUCGGCUAUUCUAAUCCUGGUGGUGUUCGCUCUGUCUCAUCUUCCAGACACGUGUGGCGAGAACCUGACGGACUUUUUGGGUAAAAGGGAUGAGAGAACGUUCAGUGAACCAAGUGUUUCACAAUGCGAACUGACCGAUGUGAAGCCGGAAGAUGAGGAGUUUGAGAAACCGGAAAAUCGUUAUACGUAA
Echinostoma caproni is the source of this 1539-nucleotide messenger RNA. Lineage: Eukaryota; Metazoa; Platyhelminthes; Trematoda; Plagiorchiida; Echinostomatidae. The record is from the annotation of a GenBank genome assembly.